Molecule: messenger RNA, 1697 nt
Organism: Bicyclus anynana (squinting bush brown)
Lineage: Eukaryota; Metazoa; Arthropoda; Insecta; Lepidoptera; Nymphalidae
Product: H/ACA ribonucleoprotein complex non-core subunit NAF1
Exons: 5
Coding region: 228-1568 (446 amino acids)
Biological process (GO): box H/ACA snoRNP assembly; pseudouridine synthesis; ribosome biogenesis
Cellular component (GO): sno(s)RNA-containing ribonucleoprotein complex
Molecular function (GO): RNA binding
Source: RefSeq, a predicted model, not a curated record
UGUCAUUUGUUAACCGUCAAAAAGUGCUGUUUUUUCUGCAAUUUCACGGUUGCGUGCUUUGUUUCUUCUUUAAUUUUCAUUAUAGAAUCUAAUUUAAUUUUUCGCCAAACAGCUAGAUUUCAUUUGUAGCUAUUAUGAUUAACGAUAAUAUUUAUAGUUGUAGAUAAAUGUUACAAUAGUGUGAGUACAAUAAUUCGUAAGCAUUCCCGUCCACGCGGAUUUUUAUAAUGGAAAACCUUGAUCAGAGUAACAAUAAAAAUGUGUCGCUCAAUUUAAUAGCGGAAUAUGGUUCCGAGUCUGAUUCUGAGGACACCAGGUCCAAUGAGAACACUGGAAACGAUUCUGAUGCUGCCGAACUGAGUGAGAUGGUCAUGAAAAAUAAUAUAAUCAAUGCUUGUGCCCACGGCCCGUUGUCUGAAGGCGAUGAUGGUGAUGUGAGGACCACAAGACACAUGAUUAUUGACAGUAAUGAGAGCGGCGUAGUCGAAUACGACGUAACGGAAUAUCGGGACCUCGAUAGCGACUCCUCAAGUUCAGAUAGUUCUAGCGAUAGUGAUGUAGAGUCUGUUAAGGAAGAAAUGUCCAGUGGAGAUGAACUGGAUGGCACUAGUAAAUCAAGUAAAUUAGAGCCUCCCAAAGUACAUGGUGAGCUAAGCCUGGACGAGUUGCCACCAAUAGAGGACCUAGCAAUAAGCCUGCCACCACAGGAAACUGUUAAAAUUGGCGUUGUUGCCAGUAUAGUUGAUAGAUUAGUUAUAGUCAGAGCGUUCCCGCAAACCCCGGCUGUGGAUCUAGAUAGUGUGCUCUUUCUGGAGAGUGGUGCUAAAACACUUGGAAAAGUGUUUGAUGUUUUUGGCCCAGUGACAGAGCCCCACUACUGCGUGCGCUUCAACUCUGCGGAGCACGUGCGCGAGCGCGGCGUGGCGUGCGGCGCCGACGUGUUCAUCGCGCCGCGCACCGACCACACCAGCUACGUGUUCCUCGCAGGACUUAUGAAAAUGAAAGGCUCUGAUGCGUCAUGGUUGAACGACAUCGAGCCGCCGCCGAGCCACAUCGAGUAUUCAGACGACGAGGAGGAGAGAAAGGCAAACAAAGCGAAGAAGGAACAGCAGAAGCAGAACAGACAGGAGUCUGCAGAAAACGGAGAGAACUCCAAAAACCCGCCGCCUAGGAAAAUGAUAGAAGCCAAACGAAAUCAACGCCCGUUCGAGUCUAGCAGCAGAUUUGGGGGAGCGACGUCAUUCCGCGGUUCCUUUAGAAGAAACACUUACCACAACCGCUCGAGGCCUUGGGACGACAUGAAGGUGACCCCACCACCGAUACCGAGCGUCGACCCCGGAGGUCGCCCCUUCAUUGCGCCUGCGAUGUUCAACCCUCCAGUGUUCCCACCGUUCAACCCCACAACGCCUCCGCCAAAUAUGAAUCGAUUACCGUUUAGGAGCCCGAGACCACAAGCACCAAUGACCCCGCCGUCGUUUAGACAGAACUUCGGGUCGAACUUCUGUUACGUGGCCGGACCACCGCAGCAGUGGUUCAACCACCCCCCGCCUCCCCCGCCGGGGUCGUAGGUCGCACACGGAUAUUAAUUUAAGAUGUUAUUAAUUCUUGUUUAGUCAAUAGCUAGUGCUGUGUUAACAAUACUAGUUUGCUUAUCCAAAUAUCUAUAUAUUUAUAUAAAUUAAAGUUAUGGUACAGUG